CAGAAGCAGAAUCAGCAUCAGCAGCAGCAACAGAUAUAUCAUCAGCAGCAGCAGAAGCAGCAGCAGCAGCACGAGCAGGAGCAGCAGUAGCAGCAGCAGCAGGAGUAGAGGAAAAAAAGAAUAAAAAAAAAGAACGUCGUUAUUGUUUUUAUGUACCUGAGAUAGAUGGUGUGAAGCUGCAAACCAUCGAAGAGGCAGCAGCAGAAGCAGCAGCAGCAGCAGCAGCAGCAGGAGCAGCAGCAGCAGCAGCAGGAGCAGGAGCAGCAGCAAAUAGUUCUCCUCCUCCUCAGCACCUAAAGGGGAUCCUUAGAGGGUAUGGAGAAAACGUUCCUAGGUGGGGAGAAGACGAUCCCGAGUGGGGAGGAGACGAUCCCACGCUGGGAGGAGACGAUCCCAGGAGGGGAGGAGACGAUCCCAGGCCGGGAGGAGACGAUCCCAAGAGGGGAGGAGACGAUCCCAUAUGGAGGAGACUGAUGGACUUUGAUUGGAGUUAUGGAUUCGUUAUGCAGAUAAUCCUGAUGUCUUUGGUAAAUUAA
This is a messenger RNA of Eimeria maxima, 536 nucleotides long. RefSeq lists its product as hypothetical. The annotation marks the transcript as partial. Lineage: Eukaryota; Apicomplexa; Conoidasida; Eucoccidiorida; Eimeriidae. The record is from RefSeq and is a predicted model, not a curated record. The transcript is spliced from 3 exons.